Molecule: messenger RNA, 994 nt
Organism: Phanerochaete carnosa HHB-10118-sp
Lineage: Eukaryota; Fungi; Basidiomycota; Agaricomycetes; Polyporales; Phanerochaetaceae
Exons: 4
Coding region: 116-958 (280 amino acids)
Cellular component (GO): endoplasmic reticulum
Source: RefSeq, a predicted model, not a curated record
CCGUCUCCACCGGCAUUUACUGAUAAUGCAGCACUACUUAUUCAAAGGUGAACGGUGAUUGACUAAGUGAUAGCUUCACCCAACGUCGCCGAACUACUGUGCUUCCUUCACCAUCAUGUCCAAUACCCGGCAAAAGGCCAUAAUCGUCACUGGUUGCUCGAAAGGCGGCAUUGGAUUUGCUCUCUGCGAGGAGUACGCGCGCCGCGGCUGCAAGGUGUAUGCCACGGCUCGCAGACCAGAAGCCUUGGAGGGCUUCAGCCAGCCAGGGAUAGAGAAGCUCGCACUCGACGUGACGAGCGACGAAAACGUUCAAAGCGUGAUCAGGACGGUCAUAGAAAAAGAAGGCCGCAUAGAUAUGGUCGUCAAUAACGCAGGGGCCAAUUGUCCAGGUGAGGUCCUAGACGUCCCCUUGAAGUCUGUGCAGCACACGUUCGACACCAACUUUUUUGCAGUUCUCCGUGUCUGCAAAGCCGUCUUUCCCCAUAUGACGUCAUGCAGGUCUGGAACUAUCGUUAAUGUGGGUUCGAUUGUCGGCGAGACUCCGACACCGUGGAACGGUAUUUACGCUGGGAGCAAGGCAGCCCUGCACCAAAUUACGCACGUACUCUGGAUGGAAUGCAAGCCGUUCGACAUAAACGUCGUGUUGGUCAUUCCCGGCUCAGUGAAAUCGCACAUUGCGGACAACGCUGUAGCAUCUCGUUCAACCGCGGUGUCGGAUGAGGGCUUGUACAAGUUAUACAAGCCACAAGUUACGAGCCGUAUCCUUGUCAGUCAAAGACCGUGCUCUAUGCCCGCUUACGAGUUCGCAAGGCGGACGGUGGCCGCGACUCUGGCUCCUAGGCCUCCCCGCUCCAUCAUGAUUGGGGGCGAUGUCAAUGUCUGGAAGAUAUUUGAGUGGCUUCCAAAGACCUGGGUCUUGAGCUGUUUAUGGAAGUUUUUCCUGAAAGUUCGUGAGUAGAGCAUGUAGUCUAGGAUGGACACGUUAUAUGUAAAG